AUGGCGGCGUGUGUUCCAUUCUGCACUGUACUUCUGUUGACCAGCCUGCUCCCAGCCUCACAGGCCCAUAGAAACCUCGUGGUCUUGUCCGAAAACGUCACAAUACGUGAGGAUGCGUCAGUCGGCAGUACAGUCAAGCGUCUGACAGAUGUUGUUGACAGCGUAAGCUUUGAAGAAGACAGUGGCACAUUCUGGACAGUGAAUAUCACCCAAGGUGAUGCAUUUGGACGGUUUGGGGUGGAUGUUGAGACCUUGACGCUAACAGUUGCAGCACCGCUGGACUACGAGUUAACCCCGCUAUACAAUCUGUCCCUGGAGCUGACAAAUACUAGAGAAAGCAGCUUUUGGCAUGUAAACCUCCUUGUCUUGGUAAUGGACGUACCGGGAUACCCACCUUGCUACAACAAGCGGUGUGAAACACCCAUUCUACCUGGUCAUGACACAACAGAGAACUAUAUGGUAAUGAGCAGUAAUGGAUAUUUCCAUAUAAUAUAUAAUGGAGACACACGACCGUACCCUGACUUUCUACCAUACUGGCGUUACGAGGCCGUUAAUGCUGCCAUGCACGAAGACUGCUCCCUGCGACUGUGCGUUGCUCUGACCAAACUAAGCCCUGAUGCACAGGUGUUCCUCCCGGCACUUGACCAGCGUCAUCAGGGCAGAAUCGAGUUCAAAUGUCACGACAGACAGUUACAAAGCAAAGGCAACCUGGUAGUUGUCGAUAUUGCCUUGAAUAAUACGUUGCCUGCGUGGGCGACACAGAAUGAUCAGUGCAACAUGACAGAAGGUUUCCGUUAUGUUUCGCUUUUAGAGCUCAAUGAUAUUUGGUCCAGUUCUUCGUAUUUGGUACAGUGUGGAACUAAUGUCACGUUAGAGGCAGUGAGUGGUUUGACAAUGCCCUUUAAAUUGGAGUCCGUACAUGAGUUCAAUAUUACAGGAUGUCCUGUGGGUAAAUACGGUCUGUACUGUGAUAAAGACUGUGUUUGUAAGAGCGGUGCUCGGUGUCAUGGCUUUAACGGUGCCUGUGAGUGCCGCCCGGGUUGGAGAGGGAGGGCCUGUGACAUCCCAUGGCCCGAGGUCGCCAUCAUCGCGACCCCUGGCGAUUUAGACGUAAAGUACAUUGGUACAAAUCUGACCUUGACCUGCCUGGCUCCACACAUCGACGUAGGAAAAAUAACAUGGCUUUAUCAAGCAACAAACAAAGGUCCCAACACAAAAAUCAUUGAAGAAAAGGCGGUACAGAACAGUUCCAUCAACUUUCAGCUCUCAGAAUCAGACAAUGGUGAGUACACUUGUGAGACAAAAGCUACAGGCGGGGGAGUAUUUAAUGCAACUUUCGUCAUAAACGCCACUGAAUGUCCUCCAAAUCGUUACGGGGAGUUUUGCAGACAGGUGUGUGACUGUGAGUACGGAGGGACAUGUGACAGGUGGGAGGGAUGUCUGUGUCCUCCCGGUCGUCAUGGAGACAGGUGUGAGGGCAUCUGUGCACCUGGCACCUUUGGGCUGAACUGCAGCGGGAAUUGUUAUUGUCAAAACAACACCCCGUGUGACCCGGUCAAUGGCACCUGUAUUUGUGCAGAAGGGCAAUUUGGUGAAUUCUGUCAAAACGAUCUGAAACCUGAAGGUAAUCAAGACGUUGUAAAAUUGUUGGCAACCGUUCUUCCCUCCAUGGUCGUAGUCGGUUGUAUCGUGGUUUCGAUUUUGGUAAAACUGUACUCAAACCACGCAGAAUACACAACAGUGGACUUGGAGAUGGAAACCCUUUCGCCAUGGGAACUGGAGAAAGAGGACAUUAGUUUCGAACAUAUGAUCGGUGAGGGAGAGUUCGGUCAUGUGGUACGGGCAAGACUGCGUGUGCUGGAAUUAGGCUACGAGGUCCUGGUGGCCGCCAAAUGUAUCCGGCCUGACCGCAUGACUGGGUCAGCCGUCCGCGACUUUCGGCGCGAAAUGGACAUCCUUGCCAGAAUCCACGAGGACAAAGAGGGACACCCGAACGUGGUCAAGUUUUAUGGUGUUGUGACCAAGUCAGACCCCCAGUACAUUAUUGUAGAGUACGCCAGCAAUGAAGAACUUCGGCGGUACCUGUGGAGUUUGCGUGAACAGUGCAAGAUCACGGGGGAUAGGAAACUGUUAGAACGUCUCGGUUUUGCCUCUGACGUAGCCUGUGGGUUAUCGGAGCUGGCACGGCUGAAGAUCGUGCACCGGGACAUCGCAGCCCGUAACGUCGUCAUCAGCGACAGAAAAGUGGCCAAGAUCGCGGAUUUCGGACUGUCGCGUGACGUCUACGUGUCGUCGGCGUACAAACGCACCGAGCAGGGCGGGGAGGAGGAACUGUUGCCGCUGAAGUGGAUGGCCGUGGAGUCGUUACGGGACGGGGUGUACACGUGUGAGAGUGACGUGUGGUCGUACGGCGUGCUGCUGUGGGAGAUCACCAGUUUUGGGGAGGACCCACGCUACGCUGGCGGUCCGAUGCACCCGGACGUCUGCACACUGUUGGAGCUGCUGAAGAAAGGCGUCCGUCUGCAGCAGCCGGAAAACUGUCCGCUGCCGGUGUACCGCAUCAUCAGAUCCUGCUGGAUAGUAGACCCGUCAAAGCGGCCAAAACCUGAAGAACUGUUGAGAAAGAUAGACCUGCUGAGGCCAACAAGGCAUGCUGCAUAUUGGUCUUAA
This is a messenger RNA of Branchiostoma belcheri (Belcher's lancelet), 2670 nucleotides long. RefSeq lists its product as uncharacterized. Gene Ontology annotation, molecular function: calcium ion binding; ATP binding; transmembrane receptor protein tyrosine kinase activity. Gene Ontology annotation, cellular component: signaling receptor complex; membrane. The transcript has a single exon. Gene Ontology annotation, biological process: homophilic cell-cell adhesion; protein phosphorylation; cell surface receptor protein tyrosine kinase signaling pathway. The record is from RefSeq and is a predicted model, not a curated record. Bases 1 to 2670 code for a protein of 889 amino acids. NCBI's taxonomy places the organism in Eukaryota, Metazoa, Chordata, Leptocardii, Amphioxiformes, Branchiostomatidae.